AGAGCUGAACAUUGGAGUGUUAGAGGAUAAACUGAUGAAAGUGUAUGCCAUGGUGGACGGUGAUCAUCUGCAGUGACUUGCUGCCUCCUCCCUCCCAGGUCUCAGGCUACUGAAAAUAGGGCUGUGAAAAGCACUGUGGGCCCUCUCCCCCAAGGAAAAAAAAAAAAGAAAAAACCCGAGGGGAAUUGAGUUGCAGAAAGAGUGAGAAGACUCCAGUGGUUGGAGAGAGAUGCAUCAGGAACUAAGGAUUACACAAUAAGAGGGAAAGGAGCCACCAUAAUUCUAGUAGUUUUUUUGUGCAUUGCUUCCUUGCAUUUGUAAGAACCUUCUGAUAACUUAAGGGAGAUUCUCCAAAAUGUGGCCAAAUUGCAAGGGGUUUCAAAUAUGAGAAAGCUGGGCCAUUUGAAUAACUUUACUAAGCUUCUUUGUGAUAUUGGCCACAGUGAAGACAAAUUGGGUUUUAACUAUGAGGAUAUUAUAAUUUGCUUGCGGUUGGCUUUAUUGAAUGAAGCAAAAGAAGUGCGGGCAGCAGGGCUACGAGCUCUUCGAUAUCUCAUCCAGGACUCCACUAUUCUGCAGAAGGUGCUUAAAUUGAAAGUGGACUAUUUAAUAGCCAGGUGCAUUGACAUACAGCAGAGCAACGAGGUAGAGAGGACACAAGCACUUCGAUUAGUCAGAAAGAUGAUUACUGUGAAUGCUUCCUUGUUUCCUAGCUCUGUGGCCAACUCAUUAAUAGCAGUUGGAAAUGAUGGACUUCAAGAAAGAGACAGAAUGGUCCGAGCAUGCAUUGCUAUUAUCUGUGAACUAGCACUUCAGAAUCCAGAGGUGGUGGCCCUUCGAGGUGGACUAAACACCAUCUUGAAAAACGUGAUCGAUUGCCAAUUAAGUCGAAUAAAUGAGGCCCUCAUUACUACAAUUUUGCACCUCCUUAAUCAUCCAAAGACCCGACAAUAUGUGCGAGCUGAUGUAGAAUUAGAGCGAAUUUUAGCGCCCUAUACUGAUUUUCACUACAGACAUAGUCCAGAUACGGCUGAAGGACAGCUCAAAGAAGACAGAGAAGCAAGGUUUCUAGCCAGUAAAAUGGGAAUCAUAGCAACAUUCCGGUCAUGGGCAGGUAUUAUUAAUUUAUGUAAACCUGGAAACUCUGGGAUUCAAUCUCUAAUUGGAGUACUUUGCAUACCAAAUAUGGAAAUAAGGAGAGGUCUGCUUGAAGUACUUUAUGACAUAUUUCGUCUUCCUCUGCCUGUGGUGACUGAAGAGUUCAUAGAAGCGCUGCUCAGUGUAGAUCCAGGCAGAUUCCAGGACAGUUGGAGGCUCUCAGAUGGCUUUGUAGCAGCUGAAGCAAAAACUAUUCUUCCUCAUCGUGCCAGAUCCAGGCCAGACCUCAUGGAUAAUUAUUUGGCACUGGUACUCUCCGCAUUUAUUCGUAAUGGACUUUUAGAGGGUUUGGUUGAAGUGAUAACAAACAGCGAUGACCAUAUCUCAGUUAGAGCUACCAUCCUUUUAGGAGAGCUUUUACAUAUGGCAAACACAAUUCUUCCUCAUUCACAUAGCCAUCAUUUGCACUGCCUGCCAACCCUAAUGAAUAUGGCAGCAUCCUUUGAUAUCCCUAAGGAAAAGAGACUGAGAGCCAGUGCAGCCUUGAACUGUUUAAAACGCUUCCAUGAAAUGAAGAAACGAGGACCUAAGCCUUACAGCCUUCAUUUAGAUCACAUUAUUCAGAAAGCAAUUGCAACACAUCAGAAACGGGAUCAGUAUCUCAGAGUUCAGAAAGAUAUAUUUGUUCUUAAGGAUACAGAGGAGGCUCUUUUAAUGAACCUUAGAGAUAGCCAAGUCCUUCAACAUAAAGAGAAUCUCGAAUGGAAUUGGAAUCUUAUAGGGACCAUUCUUAAGUGGCCAAAUGUAAAUCUAAGAAACUAUAAAGAUGAACAGUUACAUAGGUUUGUACGAAGACUACUUUACUUUUACAAGCCUAGCAGUAAAUUAUAUGCCAACCUGGACCUGGGUUUUGCCAAGUCAAAGCAGCUUACAGUCGUGGGCUGCCAGUUUACAGAAUUUCUUCUUGAGUCUGAAGAGGAUGGGCAAGGGUACUUAGAAGAUCUAGUAAAAGAUAUUGUUCAGUGGCUCAAUGCCUCCUCUGGAAUGAAACCUGAAAGAAGUCUUCAAAAUAACGGCUUAUUGACCACCCUUAGUCAACACUACUUUUUAUUUAUUGGAACACUUUCUUGCCACCCUCAUGGAGUCAAAAUGCUGGAAAAAUGCAGCGUAUUUCAGUGUCUCCUUAACCUUUGCUCCUUGAAAAACCAAGAUCACUUGCUAAAACUGACUGUUUCCAGCUUGGAUUACAGCAGAGACGGGCUGGCCAGAGUCAUCCUCUCCAAGAUCCUAACUGCAGCCACUGAUGCCUGUAGGCUCUAUGCAACCAAACAUUUAAGAGUAUUAUUGAGAGCUAAUGUUGAAUUCUUCAAUAACUGGGGAAUUGAAUUACUAGUGACCCAGCUACAUGAUAAAAACAAAACAAUUUCUUCUGAAGCUCUUGAUAUCCUUGAUGAAGCCUGUGAAGACAAGGCCAAUCUUCAUGCUCUUAUUCAGAUGAAGCCAGCUUUAUCCCACCUUGGGGACAAAGGUUUGCUUCUCCUUCUGAGAUUUCUUUCCAUUCCAAAAGGGUUUUCCUAUCUGAAUGAAAGGGGUUAUGUAGCAAAACAAUUGGAAAAGUGGCACAAGGAAUAUAAUUCAAAAUAUGUUGAUUUGAUUGAGGAACAACUUAAUGAAGCCCUUACUACUUAUCGAAAGCCGAUUGAUGGCGAUAACUAUGUUCGUCGGAGUAACCAAAGAUUACAACGUCCUCAUGUCUACCUGCCUGUACACCUUUAUGGACAACUGGUACACCACAAAACAGGCUGUCAUUUGUUGGAAGUACAGAAUAUUAUUGCAGAGCUCUGUCACAACGUUCGUACACCAGAUUUAGAUAAAUGGGAAGAAAUUAAAAAACUGAAAGCAUCUCUUUGGGCCUUGGGAAAUAUUGGCUCAUCAAAUUGGGGUCUCAAUUUGCUGCAGGAAGAAAAUGUGAUUCCAGAUAUACUAAAACUUGCGAAACAGUGUGAGGUUCUUUCCAUCAGAGGGACCUGCGUGUAUGUGCUUGGACUCAUAGCCAAAACCAAACAAGGCUGUGAUAUUCUAAAAUGUCAUAACUGGGAUGCUGUAAGGCACAGUCGCAAACAUCUGUGGCCAGUGGUUCCCGAUGAUGUGGAUCAGCUCUGUAAUGAGCUCUCAUCUAUCCCAAGCACCUUGAGUUUGAACUCAGAGUCAACCAGCUCUAGACAUAACAGUGAGAGUGAGUCUGCGCCAUCAAGUAUGUUCAUAAUGGAGGACGACCGGUUUGGCAGCAGCUCCACUAGUACGUUCUUCCUCGACAUCAGUGAGGACGCAGAGCCAUCCUUUUUUGAUCGGCCUGGACCUGUAAAGGAUAAAAAUUCAUUCCCUUUCUUUGGGUCUAGCAAACUUGUGAAGAAUCGUAUCUUAAAUUCCCUUACUUUGCCUAAUAAAAAACAUCGCAGUAGCAGUGAUCCAAAAGGAGGGAAACUGUCAUCUGAAAACAAGACAAGCAACAGGCGGAUCAGAACUCUCACGGAUCCUAGUGUUGACUUCAUUCAGAGUGAUGACUUUACACCCAUAUCCACAGUGCAGAAAACAUUACAGUUAGAAACUUCAUUUGUGGGGAAUAGGCAUAUAGAAGACACUGGUAGUACUCCAAGUAUUGGAGAUAAUGACUUAAAAUUCACCAAGAGUCUUGGUACAGAGAAUCACAGAGAAAACACCAGCCGAGAGAGAUUACUUGUGGAAAGUUCAACAAGCUCGCAUAUGAAGAUGCGUAGCCAAAGUUUCAAUACAGACACUACAACAAGUGGCAUAAGUUCAAUGAGCUCAAGCCCCUCCCGAGAGACAGUAGGUGUGGAUGCUACGACUGUGGACACAGACUGUGGAAGUAUGAGUACUGUGGUAAGUACUAAAACUGUUAAGACGAGCCACUAUUUGACGCCACAGUCUAACCAUCUAUCUCUCUCCAAGUCAAAUUCAGUAUCCCUGGUGCCUCCGGGUUCUUCUCAUACACUUCCCAGAAGAGCACAGUCCCUUAAAGCACCCUCUAUCGCUACAAUUAAAAGUCUAGCAGAUUGUAACUUCAGUUACACAAGUUCUAGAGAUGCCUUUGGCUACGCUACACUGAAAAGGUUACAGCAACAAAGAAUGCAUCCAUCUCUGUCUCAUUCUGAAGCUUUGGCAUCUCCAGCAAAAGAUGUGCUAUUUACUGAUACCAUCACCAUGAAGGCCAACAGCUUCGAGUCCAGGUUAACACCAAGCAGGAUCGAUUUUAAAAAGAAGCAUGUCGGGGGAAUCAGGAGCUUAAGACCUACAAUAACAAACAACUUUUUCAGGUUCAUGAAAGCUUUAAGUUAUGCUUCGUUAGAUAAAGAAGAUUUAUUGAGUCCUAUUAACCAAAAUACCCUGCAGCGAUCAUCCUCAGUGAGGUCCAUGGUGUCCAGUGCGACGUACGGGAGCUCAGAUGACUAUAUUGGUCUUGCUCUUCCUGUAGACAUCAACGAUAUAUUCCAGGUAAAGGAUAUUCCCUAUUUUCAGACUAAAACCAUACCUCCAAUUGAUGAUCGAGGUGCAAGAGUGUUUGUUCAUGAAGCAGGAGGUCUUCCAUCUGGCACUGGAGGUCUGGUAAAAAACUCCUUCCACUUGCUGAGGCAGCAGAUGAGUCUUACGGAAAUAAUGAAUUCAAUCCAUUCAGAUGCUUCUUUGUUCUUAGAGAGCACAGAAGACACUGGGCUACAAGAGCAUACAGAUGAUAACUGCCUGUAUUGUGUCUGUGUUCAAAUUCUGGGUUUUCAACCCAGUAACCAACUAAGUGCAAUAUGUAGUCAUUCAGACCUUCAAGACAUUCCAUAUUCUGAUUGGUGCGAGCAGACUCUCCAUAAUCCCUUAGAAGUGGUUCCCUCUAAGUUCUCAGGGAUUUCUGGAUGUAGUGACGGCGUGUCUCAAGAAGGCUCAGCCAGCAGCACCAAAAGCACAGAAUUGCUGCUAGGUGUUAAAACAAUUCCAGAUGAUACACCAAUGUGCCGUAUACUCCUUCGCAAAGAAGUCCUAAGAUUAGUCAUUAACUUGAGUAGUUCAGUUUCAACUAAAUGUCAUGAAACUGGGCUUUUAACAAUUAAGGAGAAGUAUCCACAGACAUUUGAUGACAUCUGCCUUUACUCGGAGGUUUCCCAUUUGCUGGCACACUGCACGUUUAGACUUCAGUGUCGGAGAUUCAUACAAGAAUUAUUUCAAGAUGUACAGUUUUUACAAAUGCAUGAAGAAGCAGAGGCUGUGUUGGCAGUACCACCAAAGCAACCUGUAGUUGAUCCAUCGGCAGAGUCCUGACCUCGUGUUUAGGAUGUAUGUAGGCAGAUGCUAUUCACACAUUCACAUUGUGCAGUUCGUCAACGCCGCUGACAACGCCGCGGACGGGGCAGCAGGGACAGGAGUGCCUUCUGUGCACUGUGCCAACAGUUUGGGUGCAGGAACAGUGGAACUGCCGACUUCCCUAAGCAAACAUCUUCCUCUCUCCCCUGGAGCCCCUUUGGGGGUUCACUGUUCAUUACCACAGUUUUAAAAGUUUUAGUUACCAUUGUAUGCAAGAGCCAAGCACUGAAUACCUACAUAGGUUUUCUAUUUUUUCAUUUUACGUGCAUAACAACAGUGGAACAAUAAUAGGAUACACAGAGGCACCCUUCACACAGUUAUUUCUGAACCCUUUUUUAGGGCAAAUAAAAACAUGCCUUGUUUGUUAACUAAUUUAUGGAAACCAGGAGUCAGUGUCUCCGAGACAUCAUCCGUCAGCACAAUGGUUUGUGCUGUAACUGCUGGUAUGAGAGGGAACUUUCCCUAGUGUCCGUAACACUACGUCAGAGCUUUGUAACCUCAAAGCGAAAGAAGAGCCUCAACGACCCGGGACUUAUAAGUUAUUUUUAUGUUAUUAGAUUUUCAUAAAGUUUUUUAUUUGUUUUCCUUCUCUUCAGUUUUGUUCCAAGGUGUUGUUAUUAUAGGCUAUUUGAACCGAUUUAAGGUUUUUCACUACAGUUCCUGAUUAAAAUCAGAAAAUCAUUUUACAGUUCAGCUUUUUCCCACUUCUAGAGUGCAUAUAUAUGUGUUCAGUGGACUGCCGUUUUCAUCCUCUUCCCAUAUUACCAUUUUAAACAGGAACUUGAAUAAGCACUAUUAAUGCAGACCUAAAGCAAAAGAAAGCAUUAAAUGAUACUUUAAGGAAAAGUUAAGUUUGCCUACAAUUUACUACACAUUCCAUGGGAAAAGAAAAGCCAUAUUUCCUUUUAAAAAUUAUUAAUGACACUGUUAUUAUGAUUAAAAAUUGUAGUGAAAAGCCUUAAGUACCAAAUUUUAAAGCAGCAGUAAUUUAAUGUUUAUAUCAGUGUUCUUGUUUUGCACAAACUAAAUGCAGUGAUUGGUUAGUUUAUGAGUACAGUAAUUGCCUUGGUCACAGUUGUGAAAUUAAGUUGACGGGGCAAGGUUUUGUUUAUUUAUGUGUUUAAUUUGUAUAUGUCUAACAGAAAUUAAACCUAUAUGCAAAUUUGUAUAUAAAAAUAGCAUGGCCAAUCAUCAUUAGAAUGCUUGUAAAUGAAAGGAUCAUUUUUUAAGGUCUAUAUAUAAAUAGAAAAAAAUUCCAGCUGGACUAAUUAGGACCCUUUUUUAAUCAUUUGUGUAUGCCAUUUUUACAGUCACACAUCAGCUUUGACAUCAUCCUAACACACUGAUUCAUGUUUUCCAGGUCACAGAUCCUCUUUACAAUGGGCUCGUUCUCUGAGAUCUCUGUAAAGAACCCUGUGAACCAGAAAGCAAAACUCACAGAAAUACCUUUUUUUUUUUUUUUAAUUAACUGGCACUGAAAGUUCCCAUUGGGAUGAAACAUUUCAUCUUUAUAACACCUCUGACUGCACUUCACGAACUGUUCUCAUGUGCACUGUGUAGCAAGUGACAUGCUACGAAGCAGACAAGGGCUGGACUGCUGCUUCUGUUAAAAAGUGGUUCUUUAGACUUCCUCUCAAAUCCAAUUGAAGACAAAAUAUACUUUUUUAUACUUUAACUUAUCCUUAACCCAAAUGUUCAUUUAAAUGUCGACAAUAAUUUGCCUGUCACCUUGGUCUUUGGUCUUGGGUGAUUAAACUGCUUUCCAGAGAACCAAAUGUUAGAGAUACUAGACCAGAUAGUGGUUAAAAACUCCAAAGGCAGUAACAUAGUAAUCUUAUUCACAAUGGGAUUAACCUAUUUUAGACAUUCAUUUUAAACACUACCUCAGUUAAUAUUAAUAGAGAGUAUAAAAUCUGUGGUUUUACCCCUCAGAAGGUAACAGUAAUUCUUUUUUGUCACACACAUCAUCCCCAUCCUGGGGCCCCACCUCACUCGUCCAUCCUGAAAUGAAGUCUCAUUACUGUUUGUCUGAACUGUUUUGUUUGUGUUUUUAUAAUUACUUUGAAAGACUUGUAUGUAUGCAUCCUAAUAUUUGCCUAUAGCACUUAGUUUGGGGAGACACUCAGAGCUUUUUGGUUAUCAGUAAUUUAAGGAACAAAUGUACUUAAGUGUAUAUGUUUCACUGACAGGUCGAAUAUGUUCUUUUUGAGUACUUGUUUGUAUAAAAGUAGACAUUAAUGAUGAAAAAUGCUCACAUGCAGUGCCAAGUGAUCGAUCACCUUAGGGGUUUAAAAAUAAUAAAUUAUAGCAGAACAGGUUAGGAAUGGGAUCAAUGAUAAUAGAAGUAAUUGAGAAAAUCAUCUAUAAAUGAUAGAUAUUACCAGACUAAAAAAUACCAAAAUAAUGUCAGUACUAUAGGUUUUCAAGAUUUUAGGAUUAAUCUUAGUUCAUAUAAAUCUGUACUAUUGGUAAUUACUGAUAAUUUGGAGGAAUUUGGACAGUUGUGCUGGUUGUAAACUGUGAAUUUCUAAUAGUAAAGUAAAGUAUUUUUAAUUGAAAUUUUUUUCAAGAACAGAUUUUAGCUUCACAUACUAAAUAAAUACUGAUAAAAUUAGAAAUUAGUAUUCGUAAUUAAAUAUGAUCUAAAAUUUCUUACAUUUUUAUUUCCUGUUUAUGCUUAGGUAGAUUUGAGGGGAAAAGUUUCUUCUCCCUAAUAAAAAAAUUUUUUAAUGAAGAUUGGUAGCAUUUGGACAUCCUGUAAGACAGUGACAUUAAAAAAAGGCUCUUUGGAGGUGGGUAUAUACAUUACUAUACUAGUUACUCUAAUAUGUGUGCAAGUCCUUUUAAAAUGGUGUCUUUAAUAGUUUUCAGCUCUUUUAUCUGGAGCUUGGAACAAUUAAAGCUGAGUUUUUCAGGGCAUAUUACAAUGGCAGAGUGCUCAACAAUGGGGUGUCCAUGCGUAUUUAGAUUUGUCUACUGCUGUUUAUAUACAGAUUUUCAUUCCAUUCAGAGGAUGCGUUUUAUCCCACAUUAAGCACAGAUGAUUAAGCAAUAAACACCAAAUUGUCAUCCAAAUUAUAACUGCAAUUAUUUUUGCAUGGUAAGAGGGAGGUGCUGAUUUUGUGUGAGAUGAGCUUUGUAAACUACCUUGGAAAAGGGUCCUUUGGAAGUAAGGUUUUUCCCUUUGUCCUGUGCUUCCAGUUUUAUCUCAGAUUCACAACCCAUUAAACCAGAGGGGAAAGAAAAGGUAGAGUUCAUUGCCAGAGUUUUACCAGAACUGUUGGAAUAAAAGAACAUUUCAGCUUUUCCAAAAUGUAAGUUGGGAAAGGUCUCCCUUGUCUGCCAGUCAGGAAAUACAUGAUUACCAGUAGUCCUUCAGUGAGUUUCGUAAUGAAAGCAUGCCAGUGAAUCAACAGCAGUGUUUCUCAAAGGACAUGGAAAUCGGAACCCUUUCUAGGAGCACUAUUGUUUUCUUUCAGUCCCAGGUGCCCAGGGUAGUUUUCAUUCAUAGUAGGUUUGUAUGACCAACACAGAAUGCGGAUUCUCCCCUUUGGAGUGUUUUUGUAAUGUAGGUGGAUAGCUAUGCCACAGCAUGCAUGAAUUGCACAUUUUGUUUGAUUUUUUAAAUAAAAUAUUUAAUUUGAGAAAUAUAAUUUAUGCCAAAAAAGUAUACCUUGUAAUUUUGCCACUAAAAAGGUUGAUUUAGCACAAAAUGCAAAGUUUUGGGGCAGAGGUGGGGGGAGAUAAAAAUGUUUCAUAGAUAAUAGUUGGAAAUGUUCCAGUACUGGCCUGUCAGAAACCCUGAUGCUGCAUUGU
Molecule: messenger RNA, 9282 nt
Organism: Myotis brandtii (Brandt's bat)
Lineage: Eukaryota; Metazoa; Chordata; Mammalia; Chiroptera; Vespertilionidae
Gene: RICTOR
Product: RPTOR independent companion of MTOR, complex 2
Exons: 41
Coding region: 385-5424 (1679 amino acids)
Biological process (GO): TORC2 signaling; positive regulation of phosphatidylinositol 3-kinase/protein kinase B signal transduction
Cellular component (GO): TORC2 complex
Molecular function (GO): protein serine/threonine kinase activator activity
Source: RefSeq, a predicted model, not a curated record